AUGGUUCGUUACUUUGGACAUCACUACCUCAAACAAUUUAUACGUGGUAAGCCAGUGCGUUUGGGUUCAAACAAUGGGACUAUCUGUUGUUCACAGACUGGAUAUUGUUAUCAGACUCAAGUGUAUGAAGGCAAAUCAAAGAAAUUAGGAGAUGAUGAAAGCAUCAGUGGGCUUGGGACAUUGUUCGUCCUUCAGAUGGUAUCUAUUCUUCAGACACCAAAUGCUCAUAAAGUUUACUUCGACAAUUUUUUCACAGGAUUUUCUCUGAUGAAACAUUUGCAGGACAUUGACGUUAGAGCAACAGGAACUGUUCGAUUCAAAAGAAUGAACAAAUUCCCUAUUGCAACAGACAAAGAGAUAAGGAAAAAAGAACGCGGGGCAUAUGACUACAGAUUUGAUUCCCGUAAUGAAAUUUUAGCUGUCACGUGGAAUGACAACAGUUGUGUAAGGCUUCUGUCUAAUCAUGAAACUAUCGAACCAAUAUCAGAGGUGAAGCGAUGGAGUAGAACAGAGAAGAAAGAUAUUCAAGUACCACAACCCAAACUGAUAUCAGAAUAUAACAAAUACAUGGGUGGAGUAGACAAGAUGGAUUGGAAUGUUCAAAAGUACAUAAUCAGAAUAAGGGGGAAAAAUGGUGUUUUCCUUUGCUUACUAAUGCCAUCGACGUAA
Messenger RNA from Stegodyphus dumicola, 669 nucleotides. Its product is annotated as piggyBac transposable element-derived protein 3-like. The record is from RefSeq and is a predicted model, not a curated record. Lineage: Eukaryota; Metazoa; Arthropoda; Arachnida; Araneae; Eresidae.